AUUGUGAAAACGCGUGGGAAACAUAACAAGGAAACUUCCUCCUCAGCACCUUUGCUUUAUCUCUGCCUCUUGAGAAUCCAAUUUACUCUGCCUCUUUCUUCUCCAGACUCCAGAAACUCUCACAUUCUCUCUUGUUAUCUCAAAGCUUUCAAUGGUGAUCAUUGAAGAAGCCUCCUCUUCUUCUUCCACCCAUCCAUGGAAAUACCAUGUCUUUUUGAGUUUUAGAGGUGAGGAUACACGCUACAAUUUCACAGACCAUCUGUACAACGCUUUGUGUCGGGAGGGAAUCAUCACCUUUAUGGAUGAUCAGCUCAGACGAGGAGAAGAAAUAUCAACAGAACUUCUCCAAGCAAUUGAUCAGUCAAGGAUUUCAAUCAUCGUCUUCUCUAAAAACUAUGCAUCCUCCAAGUGGUGCUUGGAAGAACUUGUCAAGAUCCUCGACUGCAAGAAAUCAAAUCAACAAGAGGUUCGACCAGUUUUCUACAAAGUCGAUCCCUCGGAUAUACGAAAUCACAGAGGUAGCUUUGGGGAGGCACUUGCUAAUCAUGAAUGCAAAUUCAAAGAUAACCCGGACAAGGUCCAGGUCCAGAAAUGGAAGAGUGCUCUCUCAGAAGCAGCAAAGUUAUCAGGAUGGACGCUCUCAGAGCAUCAAUCUGAAUUCCGUUUUAUUCAUGACAUCGUUGGGGAGAUUUCAAAGCAACUCAUAAAGCGCACAUAUUUGAAUGUGGCCACUUACCCAGUUGGAAUAGAACCUCGUGCGCAAGAGAUCCAUGAGCUUUUAGGUGUUGAGGGAAGAGAUGUUCAUAUGGUAGGGAUAUGGGGUACUGGUGGAAUAGGUAAGACAACAAUUGCCAAAGAUGUCUACAACUCGAUUGCUCAUGAGUUUGAGGGGAGUUGUUUCUUGGAAAAUGUUCGAGAAAAUUCAAUGCUUGACAGAGGCUUCAUCAAAUUACAAAAAAAACUCCUUUUUGAGAUUCUAGGGGGAACAAAAUUGAAGGUGGCCAAUGUAGCUGGAGGAAUCACUAUGAUCAAGGAAAGGUUGCAGUACAAAAGAGUUCUUUUGGUUCUUGAUGAUGUGAAUGACAUGGAUCAGUUGAAGAAUUUAGCUGGUAAACCUAGUUGGUUUGGUAAGGGUAGUAAAAUCAUCAUAACAACAAGGGAUAAGAAAUUGCUGAGAGAUCAUAGUGAUUUAAUAUACGAGGUCGAGGAAUUGAAUCAUGAUGAAGCUCUAGAGCUUAUUAGUAUGAAUGCCUUUCAAAGAAGUCGACCUUUGGAUGGUUAUGCAAAACUCACAGAACGUGCAGUAUGCUAUGCUAAAGGUCUUCCAUUAGCUUUGACUAUUUUAGGUUCUUCUCUAUGCAAUGAAAGUGUAGAGCAAUGGGAAGCUGCAUUAGAUGGUUUCAAAAGCAGCAAAAUUCAAGAUGUUUUAAAAAUAAGCUACAAUGGAUUGGAUCACAGAGUGAAGGAAGCUUUUCUUGACAUCGCAUGUUUCUUUAAAGGUGAAAAUAGAGAACACGUGAUAAAAAUAUUAGAAGCUUGUGGCAGCAAAAAGCAUGAUAUUGAUGUGCUCAUAGAAAAGGCCCUCAUCAGUAUUAGAGAUGGGGAUUGCAUUAGGAUGCACGGGGAUUGCAUUUGGAUGCAUGAUUUGGUAGAAGAAAUGGGUAGGGAUAUCGUUCACGAAUUGUCACCCAAUAACCCUGGAAAACGAAGCAGGUUGUGGUUUCAUGAAGAUGUUUACCGUGUUCUAACAGAGAAUAUUGGAACAACCAAUGUUAUAGGCAUCAAGGUGCAGCUCCCCGAAGAUUCAGAUGUGAUAUACUUAAGUGGUACUACUUUCUCCAACAUGCCAAAUCUUAGACUUUUCAUAUACCGUUCUGGACGCUAUGCUGGAGUUGUUGAUAAUCUGCCUAAUAGCUUGAGGGUACUUGAUUGGCCUGACUGUGACUUGCAAUUUUUGCCAUCCAAUUCAAUUCCAAGAGAACUUGGUCUAAUCAAUAUGCCUAGAAGUUGCAUCACAGGAUUGGAAGUUGGAUACAAGCAUCUGAAAAAUUUGACAUCAAUAAAUCUAAGCUAUUGUCAAUACCUUACAAAAGUCUCGGACUUAUCCGGAAGCCCAAACUUACAACAUUUGGAUCUCAGUCACUGUAAAAAUUUAGUUGAAGUGGAUCGUUCUGUUGGAUUUCUCAAUAAACUUGAUUAUUUGAGUCUUUGGUCCUGCCCUAGGCUUGAGACUUUUCCAACGGAAGUUAGUUGGAAAUCCAUGAGGGAGCUUCUGCUUGGCUUUUGUAAAAGGCUUGAGAAUUUCAUAAACAUUGUGCACAAGAUGGAGUCCAUUAAAACAUUGAGUUUACCUGGAAGCGGCAUAAAAGAACUGCACUCCUGCAUUGGACGUUGCACUACGUUGGAAGUUUUGUGUUUGACAUACGGAACUUCAAUCAAACAAUUCCCUUCAUCGAUUGGGAAUCUCACUUCCUUGGUGGAACUGGACGCGUCUGAAACUCUCAUUGAAGAAUUGCCUUCAUCUAUUGGAAGUCUUACUUCUUUAAGAAAACUGAUGCUGUCUAAAACUCCCAUUAAGGAAUUGCCAUCAUCAAUUGGGAAUCUCACUUCUUUGGUGGAAUUGGACGCGUCUAAAACUCUCAUUGAAGUAUUGCCUUCAUCAAUUGGGCAUCUGACUUCCUUGAAGAGAUUGAAGUUGUCUAAAACUCCCAUCAAAGAAUUGCCUUCAUCAAUUGGGUAUCUCACUUCCUUGAAGAAACUUUACAUGUCUGAAACUCACAUCAAAGAAUUGCCUUCAUCAAUUGGGUAUCUCACUUCCUUGAAGGAACUUUACAUGUCUGAAACUCACAUCAAAGAAUUGCCUUCAUCAAUUGGGUAUCUCACUUCCUUGAAGGAACUUGACAUGUCUGAAACUCGCAUCGAAGAAUUGCCUUCAUCAAUUGGGCAUCUGACUUCCUUGAAGGAAUUGAUGCUGUCUAAAACUCUCAUCAAAGAAUUGCCUUCAUCAAUUGGAAAUCUUACUUCCUUAUAUAUAUUGGACGUGUCUAAAACUCCCAUCAAAGAACUGCCUUCUUCAAUUGGGAAUUUCACUUCCUUAAACCACUUGGACGCUUCAGAAACUAUGAUUGAAGAAUUGCCUUUGUCAAUUAAAAAUCUCUUUGGUGCCCAAUCCGGGCUACAGCCCCGUUUAAAACUAAAAGGAUGUGCAAACCUUAGAACUGUGCCGCACAGUGUUUACGGAGGGUUGCAAGAACUAAAUACACUAGACCUCUCUUGGUGUCCAAAACUGGUGACAUUUCCAAGUAGGGCGAGCGCUUUGGUUUCAUCAAGUGCAGAAUCUCUUCCUCCGAUGCUUCCAACUAAUUCAGACAAUGGGCAUGAUCAUCCUGGUUCCUCACUGUUUCCCGAGCUAACGUGGCUUUAUUUUGACGGAUGCAAAUUAUCAGUCUCUGAUUUCCUAACGAAUCUUGACUGUGCGUCCGCAUUACAGACACUUAAUCUAUCAGGAAGCAGUUUUGAUAGUCUUCCGGCAUGCAUCAGCAAAUUUCAUCUGUUGCGUUAUCUUGAUUUAAGUGGUUGCAAGAGGCUUCGAGACAUUUCAGAACUUCCACCAAAUAUACGAUUUAUAAAGCUGGAUGAUUGCGUAUCGUUGGAAAGAUUUUCAAAAUUGUCAAAUAUACUGGAACAGAAAGACACUCUGGGACUUCUUGACACUAUGUACUUGUCUAAUUGCAAUAGAUUGAUGGAUAAUCUUGGCAUGGACGUGGUGUCGAAGAUGGCAAAAGCAUUGCUUAAUCAGCUGGUGCUAAACGGCCGCGGUUGGUUUGACUGCUGGAAGCUUGUACUUCCAAGUCUCCCGAGAAUUGAAGUUCCAAAGUGGUUUAAUGGGGGUGCGGAGGCCACCAGUGUGCUUUCUGGUAUAUCUGAUUAUGAUAUAUGUGAAAUUUUGAUCAAAAUUCCUAGGAAUUUGAAGGGAGAGAGAAUACGAAUGGUUGUCUGUGUUGUUUUGGAAAUUACCCAAGAUUUUUCUGGUGCGUGUGAUGUGACGGUUGUGAUUAAUAAGGAAAGGUAUUCUGGCGGUCUUGAUUAUGAUUUGCCAUCAGCUCAUGAUAAUGUAUAUGUCUGUCUGACAUGUAUUGAUUUCAUGGAGCUAGAGGUGGUGGAUCAUGAGGUUCGAGUGAAUUUUCGUUACUCACGUGGCAAACGGUUGCUCCUAAAAAGUUUCGGGGUCCACCUGGCUAAUAUGCAAGAGAAUGAUGAUGAUCAAGUAAGUGGUGAAUACUCGGCACGAGAAAGAUAUAGGCAGAGCAAUGCUUGCAUUUCUGAUUUUGAAAACGAAGAAGGGGCAGCUGUAGCAUCAUUAGUAUCAGAUGACAGCAGUUCCGGGGAAGUAGACGAUGAUCAUCAUGAUGGGGAACAGGAACCUCAUCCUCCAACCGAAAGAUUUGAAGACUUGACAAGACAAACUAAUAUAGGCAGAGCAAUGUUAGCAUUUCUGAGGUGCUUUGGAAUUACCACCUGCUUGUGAUUUUGGUCACGCACAAGGUGCAGCUAGCUCUAGUAUCAUCAACAAGUACCAAUCGAGGCCUUGAAGUACACACUGACCAUUAUAGUUGGAUUUCAGAAGAAGCUUUUCUUUUGCCAAAGUCGAUCUCGAAAUAUGGCAGUUGAUGGUGAGAGGCAGAGAUACCAACUAAUCUGGACUCAUGUGAUGAUUAACUCUCGAUCAAUCCACACGAACAAGGCUGGGUUUGUUCUUCAAUUCGUAUUUGCUUAUUGGUCUGGCUUUUUAUUUCUUUUUUAUUUUAAACUCUGGGCCUUUAAUUGUAUUGUUUGCUGGCUUUUAGUGCCCUCUGUUUAUCACAACUGAGAGUGGUAUAAAGCUGUAUAUCUUCAAACACUGAUAAGUUAGUUAUAAUAAUAAACAACGCAUGCAUAAGGACUACUGACUUAAUUAAAAAAAAUUCAUAUGAUUAUAUGACAUGAAAUUUUGAUCUCACCAACUAAAGUAGGGAAACUACCUAAAAUACCACUUGGAAAAGAAAAAAGGCACUUCAAAAUGUGUGAAUGUGCAUGUCACCCAUAUGAAAACAUAAUGUGCAGCAAACAUUCCUAACAGAUUUGAAACAUGAUUGUUUUAUUAGAGACAGUAUAAAGUGUGCACAUUUCAUACAUUAGACUUUGAUGAAAGAGUAGAAAUAUCAAUGGAGGACAGCUCUCACAGAAGCAGCAAAUUUUCUGCGGUAGCCUCUCUUGAAUCAUCGUAUUUCCAAUUGCACAUGUGUGUGUGUAUUGCUGUACUUUUCUGGCAUAUAUUCUUCCAUUUUUAAUUUGUGUUUUUUUCUUAUUAAUGGAAUUAUUCAUAGCCUAAAUUUCUGAGCUGUGUUGAUAAAAAUUGGGAAAACUCCUGUAGUAUGUAGGUUUGAAGAUAUUGAAAUAUGUAGUCCGGGGGCAUAUUUUUCAACUCGAUGAAGAUUGAGUCCCGAGAAUGAAUCAAUUUUUUUUUUUUUUUUUGUAAAUGAAUGGAUUGAGAAUUGCAGCUUUCUUGAUUAUGAGUGAAAACUCAAUACUUGGAUGGUUAUAUAUCUGAUAGUAUAACUAACAUAUGGCUUACUCACUAACUGGCUAGCUAACAGUCCUAACUGACUUGUAGUUUUACAUCUUUCACUGUUACAUAGUCACUAACAACUAAUUAAUCACAGUAAACUGAGUCAUAGUUAAGCAUACUAUACUGUAACUUCCCCCCUCAAUCUUUAGGUAGAGGACUUAGCUGCAGGUUGGCAAUAAGAGAAUGAAAGUGAGAGCAGGGCAAGCCCUUUGUAGAGACAUUUGCAAGGUGCUCUUCACUGGAAAGGUGGGAGUAAUUCCUGAAGCUCAAUUCAUGAUAUGUCUAACCACAGGCAUAGGAACCAGCUUUCAAGUACCUUUGCCUGCACUUAAGCAUAGCCUGCUUUCAUUCUGAUUAUGAGAAGCAUAGAAAUCAGAGGAAAUAAGAGUCUUAGAAAGGAGCUGAAAUAUUAGCUAGCUUUAGUGAUCAGUUGAAGAACUGCUGAAAAUAAUAGUAGGUUGUGGAGGAACUUGUGUGACCGACGAGUGAAUCAGUUUGAAUAUGAAUGAGCCGAAGACUGUGAGGAUGAAUUAUGUAAAAAGUAAAACUGAGUACUGACAAGGCUCUUUACAUGUGCUCAUGCGCUUAGAUUAGUUUCUCAUUCAACUGUACUUGAAUAAGCAUAAUUUGUAGGUUGAUUCUUCUGAAAAAGGUGACAUAAUAUGGAACAUGCUUAAAACAGAGUUGACAUGAGAGUGAUGAGAUAGUAAUGGAUGAACCAUGAUUAUUGAAACCAAUAAAUCAUGAUAUUGAAACCACCAUUUAUUCUUGAAGCUGCCAUCAUAGGGUCUUGCCAUUGUCUGAAUCAAAAGCAAUCAUGCCUCUAGUAAAAGUAGCCAUCACCAUAUUUCUGCCUCUGCUUUCUCUUCAACUUUGAGGAUUUUAUGUUGCGUGGUUAUCACUGAAGUUGUAAUGUUAAUGGAAGAGAUAUUCUAGGCAUCUCCUGCGGACAGAGGAGAAAGCUGCAAUGUUUUGGCUGCCUGAACAACUGUUUUGAUGGCGUUUUCAUCAGUAAUACAGGCAUGAUUUUGAGUCUCAAAUAAUGCAUCCAGAACGUAGUUGAUGAGAUGAUUUAAUAUGGUGUGGAGCUUAGCAGGAUAACUUCCAGUUUGCUGGGUAAUAUUCAUUUGAAUUGGAAAAUGAAUAUGGCAAAGGAGGUCUUUGAUUUAAGGAUAGUUAAGGGUCAAGUCCCUGCUAUGCUUCCUGUAAAACUUUGUAAAAAUGGCGGCUUUGCCCUUCCAUUGCAAGAUGCUCUUUUCCCGAUUGCUGCUUUUGCGAUCUUCUAUUUGUUGUGGUGUGUAGAGAGAGAGAGAGAGACUGAAAGGAAAAAAGGAGUGAUCGAUCUAGAUUUGGAAACUGUGAAAGGAGAGAUAAUUUAGAAAGAAGGAGAAGAGGGAUCUGAUUCUGGGUUUGUUUUGGGUUGCUCGGGGGAAUUUGAGUUACCGACAUCGGUGAUAGUCGGUAAUUUAGAAAGAAGGAGAAGAGCGAUUUGAGUGUAGGUUUGUUUUGGCUUGCUCGGGGGAAUUUGAAGUUUAGUGAUCCUGUUGGAGUGGGGUGUGGAAGGAGAAGAGGAACUUAGUGAUUCGGGGAAGCAUAGGAGAAGGGCUUUGAAUCUGGCUUAAGAUAGAGGUCUCGGCGGCUGGUUGGGCUGACUGGGGAAAAUGGUGGAGAAAAUCUACAGGUGAAGUUACUGUGGGUGUGGAAAAGUGCAAACUUGAAGAUUAUAGGAUGACAUUUUUUCUUUCUUGGUGUGGGAAGUGGUGGGAAUAGAGAAUUUCAGACUAAAUUUCCUCCAAAAGAUGGUCUGUGACUGUCAGCGUGCUGUUUCGGUCCUCCUUGGCCGAGCCUAGGUCCAGUCCUUCCACUUCUAUGUAUCCGACUCUCGAAGUGGGUGAUCGUGUUUUACUUUUAGCUGAGAAGGUUUCAUAUCUCUUUAGAAAGCCUGAGGUUUUAUAUAUAGUAAUUUCAAGGCACCUCCAAUCUUGCAGGAAAUUGGCUUUAGCUCGGGCGAUGUAUUUAUAAAAAGAAUUGGCCAGGGGUGGAGAUUAUGUUGAGAGUGUUCAGCCCAUAGAAACAUUUAAUGAUGCAUUUAGGAAAUUUCUUGCACACUCAAUCAGAAGACCGCCAAAAGCUCCCGAGGGUACAGUGGGUGAUCAGGACACAGGGUUUUCUAAUAAGAAAGGCAAGCUGUUGAAAUCGC
Rosa rugosa (rugosa rose) is the source of this 7808-nucleotide messenger RNA. RefSeq names its product disease resistance protein RPV1-like. The coding region runs from base 152 to 4528 and encodes 1458 amino acids. Gene Ontology annotation, biological process: defense response; signal transduction. The transcript is spliced from 16 exons. The record is from RefSeq and is a predicted model, not a curated record. Gene Ontology annotation, molecular function: ADP binding. NCBI's taxonomy places the organism in Eukaryota, Viridiplantae, Streptophyta, Magnoliopsida, Rosales, Rosaceae.